Pseudomassariella vexata is the source of this 1695-nucleotide messenger RNA. RefSeq names its product transmembrane amino acid transporter. Gene Ontology annotation, cellular component: vacuolar membrane. The transcript has 4 exons. Gene Ontology annotation, biological process: amino acid transmembrane transport. Bases 141 to 1559 code for a protein of 472 amino acids. Lineage: Eukaryota; Fungi; Ascomycota; Sordariomycetes; Amphisphaeriales; Pseudomassariaceae. Gene Ontology annotation, molecular function: amino acid transmembrane transporter activity. The record is from RefSeq and is a predicted model, not a curated record.
CGUCUAGAUCCAGGUCAGUCGGGGUCAUGGAAUUUAUAUAAGUGAGCCUGCCUCAAAACAAACCAAACGCUUUUCCCAUGCUCGUCACCGUCCGUCAGCUCUUUCUCAGUCCGCCUUGAGAUUAGUCGCGCGCCCCAAAAAUGUCAAAUAAUACAUCAGAGAAGGGCAGUUAUGCCAUCACGCCCGUGCUGGCGACGGCAGGGAGCAUCGACAGCGUGGAUACAGGCAAGCUGGAAACUGACGACGACGCCUUUGAGGUUUUCAAGAGACAGGGGGGGGAGGUGGACUUUCGGACGGUCAGCUGGGUAUAUGCCUCGGUGAUCUUCCUAAAAGUCAUCUUCGCUACCGGAGUGUUGACCAUCCCCUCAUCCAUGUACGUUCUAGGCGCCCUGCCAGGAGCGAUUAAUGUCCUGGGGUGGCAGUUUCUCAACACAUACUGCGCCAUUAUCCAAGGCAACUUCCGUAACUCGCAUGCCGGAUGUCACUCGAUUGCAGACAUGGCCCAUGUGGUCGGCGGAGUCUGGCUGCGAGAAGUAGUGGGAGUCUUCUUCCUCGUCACCUACGCCAUUGUAGGUGCGUCGGGCAUCUUCGGUGCGUCAACGGCGCUCAAUGCGCUUUCGAACCAUGCCGUCUGCACAAACUACUUCAUGCUGGUGGCCACGAUUGCCGUCUUUAUCCUGGCUAGUGCGCGCAAGUUCGAGAAAAUUGCCUGGCUGACUUGGGCUGGAUUUUCGUCCGUAUUUGUCGCCGUGUUUGUCGUUGUUGUUGGCGUCACCCAACAAGACCGCCCUGCUGCGGCGCCCCAGACGGGCGACUUCGACCUUGGAUACCAUGUCAUCGGCCACCCGACCUUCAUCGCAGGCAUCACGUCCGUGGCGACGAUAUUCUGCUCCGGAGCCGGCACAUCGGCAUUCCUGCCUGUCAUUUCGGAGAUGAGGCGGCCGAAGGACUACAACAAGGCCGUCUAUCUCUGCAUGGGAAUUGUCACGGCCUCAUACCUCUCUUUCAGCCUUGUCGUCUACCGAUAUUGUGGCCAAUGGGUCGCCUCCCCGUCCCUGGGAAGCGCAGGAGACGUCAUCAAGAAGGUGGCCUAUGGUAUCGGCCUCAUUGGCCUCCUCGUCUCGGCCUGCCUAUACGUCCACAUCGCCGCCAAGUACAUCUUCGUCCGUCUGCUGCGUGAUUCGGUGCACCUGCAGAAAAAUUCGGUCGCACAUUGGUCCAUCUGGCUCGGUUGCACAUUCAGCAUGUCCGUUGUUGGGUUUUUGAUCGCAUCGGGGAUCCCCAUAUUCAACUAUCUGCUGGCGCUGGCCGGUUCUCUAACCUUCGCGCCCCUCGCGCUCGGCCUGCCGGGGUACUUGUGGAUUUACGACCACCAGCACUACCGCAAUGGCUGCUGGUGGAAGGUCAUGGUGUACUAUCUCAACUGGCUCAUGAUUGCUCUGGCCGUUUUUUUGACGAUUGGGGGAACUUAUGGCGUGGUACAGAAUAUUAUUGAUGCGUAUGCCAGAGGCGAGAUCGAUCAGGCCUUCUCCUGUGCUGAUAACAGCCACUCGUCUUAGUGCUUGGAAGGGGGAACGUCAUGAUAGACGUAGGCAAAAACUGCAAACCUAAGAGGUGCAAUUCAAUCAACUAUUCGAGUUGUAACAAUUGAAAUAUUGAUAACUUUGACCUGCUUGUCGUUGUGCCCUAGAUAUG